GUGCACGCAUGAAAUAGAUAAAGGCAAGCCGGCAGGCUUUGGUGUUUUUCGUUUGUGGACCGUGUUGGUGAAGUGAUUUAUUCAUUAAUUUGUACUUAUUUUGAUCAUAUAUGCUGCCCAUCGAUGGCGAUUAUCCGUAUUCUUACUUCUAAUCUGUAUUCAAGUGUCUGAAGAGCGUUAAAGGCACCAUGGACUUCUUGGCUGAGAAUAACGCCUGUGGUCAGACCCUCCUGAACCUUGUCUCGAGAGGUAACGCCAUCAUAGCUGAGCUCCUCCGACUGUCCGACGUGGUGCCGGCCAUCUUUAAGCUCGAAAGUCGGCCUGACAUAACCAAGUAUGGCGACAUACUGUUCGACUACAGCUACUUCAAGGCCAUUGAGCACUACGAGAACAAGAUAGAGAGCAAUGCUCAACUCCAAGACAGGGAUGAAGAGUUCAGGGAGAACUACAUUGAGAUCCUGACUCGUUUCUACCUUGCAUUUGAAAGCAUUCACAAGUACACAGUAGACCUGAACAGGUUCUUAGAGGACCUGGAUGAAGGCAUCUACAUCCAGCAAACAAUUGAAUCUGUCCUCACAAAUGAGGAUGGGAAACAACUGAUGUGUGAAGCUCUGUUCUUGUGCGGUGUGAUUCUGCUUGUUGUGGACCAGAAGAUAGAGGGCAUUGUCCGAGAACGCAUGCUGGUUUCUUACUACCGCUACAGCGCUCAGAGCUCGAGUGACGAGUCCAACUUCGACGACGUCUGCAAGCUCCUGAGGGGCACGGGCUUUUCGUCUGCUCCGGGCGCCAAGCGGCCCGCCAACUACCCCGAGGACUAUUUCCAGCGCGUGCCCCUGAACGAGACCUUCGUGAGCAUGGUGCUCGGACGCCUCCGGUCGGACGACGUGUACAACCAGAUUUCGGCAUACCCGCUCCCGGAGCACCGGAGCAUGGCCCUUGCCACCCAGGCGGCCAUGUUGUACGUCGUGCUCUACUUCACGCCGGGCGUCCUGCACAACGAGCAGGCCAAGAUGCGAGAGAUUGUCGACAAGUACUUUCCGGACAACUGGGUGAUCAGCAUUUACAUGGGCAUGACCGUAAACCUUGUGGAUGCCUGGGAGCCAUACAAGGCAGCUAGACAGGCACUACUAAACACGUUGGAUGCUGGAAACGUCAGAGAUCAGGCAGUGAAGCACCACAACCGGACGAUGAAGCUCAUCCCAAAGCUGCAGCAGCUGCUGAAGGAGGGCGCACUGGUGGAGGAGUUUGUCUUGGACAAUGUUCCCAAACUGCUGAACACUGUCCGAGAAUGCAACGUCACCCUGCGCUGGACGCUUCUGCACACUGUCAACCUUUCGCAAGCUGGAGUGGAGUCCAGCAAAAAGUGCCGACAACUGAGGGACCAAGUCCACCAGGACAACAAGUACCAGCCGCUGAGCGUGUUUCAGCUUCUCUUGCACGCCGCACAGUUUGAACUCAAGCUAAAAGAACUGUUUCGGCACCUGCUGUCAGUAAAGCACGACAAGUGGAGCUCUCUCAAGAAGGAGAGCACAGAACGACUGGCGGAGUUGUCCGAAGUCUACUCCGGGACAAAGCCUCUGACCCGUGUCGAGAAGAACGCGAACCUGCAAGCAUGGUUCUCCGAGAUGAGCAAGGAGAUUGACUCGCUCGACUACGAGGACACCACGGGCACAGGGCGCAAGAUAGUGCAGCUCAUACAGGCUCUAGAAGAGGUGGAGCAGUACCACCAGCUGGAGGCCAACCUCCAGGUGAAGCAGUUUCUGGCAGAGACGCGGCAGUUCCUUCACAGCAUGCUGAGGAUCAUCAACGUCAAAGAGGAGGUCCUCGUCACCCUGGAAGUGAUCGCCGACCUCUCCUAUGCCUGGGAGAUCAUUGACGGUUACACCCCCUUCAUGCAGAAGGGAAUCCGAGACGACCCUUCGAUGGUCAUCAAACUCCGGGCCACGUUCCUCAAGCUGGCCACAGCUUUGGACUUGCCGCUACUUCGCAUCAAUCAAGCCAACAGUGCCGACCUGGUGUCGGUGUCGCAGUACUACUCAAACGAGCUGGUGAACUAUGUGCGCAAGGUGCUGCACAUCAUCCCGGUGACCAUGUUUGGGCUUCUGGCCAGGAUUGUGGAGCUUCAGACGACCUCCAUCAAGGAGGUGCCCACCCGGCUCAUGAAGGACCAGCUCAAGACCUAUGCUCAGCUGGAACCUCGAUACGAGGUGGCCAAGCUGACCCACUCCAUCUCGGUGUUCACGGAGGGCAUCCUGAUGAUGAAGAAGACGCUGGUGGGCAUAGUGCAGGUGGAUCCUAAGCAGUUGCUGGAGGACGGCAUACGCAAGGAGCUCGUGCACCAGGUCAUGAAGGCCCUGCACACGGGCCUCGUCUUCAACCCCAAGGCCAAGACGAGCGAGCUGGUGCCCAAGCUGACGGCCCUGGGCAAGGUGAUGGACGGCUACUACCGGUCCUUCGAGUACAUCCAGGACUAUGUGAGCAUCUACGGGCUCAAGGUCUGGCAAGAGGAGGUGUCCAGAAUUGUCAGCUACAACGUCGAGCAGGAGUGCAACGCCUUCCUCAGGCACAAGGUUCAAGACUUCCAGAGUGUGUAUCAGUCCCGGACAAUUCCGAUUCCGAGGUUUCCUCAGCUGGACCAGGCAUCGGUCAACUUCAUCGGCCGGCUGGCCAGGGAAGUCUUGCGCAUCACAGACCCAAAGACCACCGUGUAUGUGGACCAGUCUAAUUCGUGGUUCGACAACAAGUCGCACGUCGAGAUAGUCAACCUCAGCCUUUUCUCCCUUUUGCAGAAGAGCAUCGGGACGCCCGGCCUGACAGGUUUGGACCGUCUGCUGUCCUUCAUGAUUGUCAAGGAGCUCCAGGGCAUCCUAAGGUCCUUGGACAAAGGAAUGGCCAAGGACAAGUCGUGGCAGGAGUUGCUCACCAAUCUGUCGAGCUCACUGCAGCCGUUAGACGGCCUCGUCCAAAACGUGGGCAGGACGUUCGGUGCAGCGCUGACGAGGGUAUCAAAGACAUGGUCCGUCUUCCUCGAGAGUGUGCUCAAGGUGGGGCAGAUGCAAAUCCUGCGGAAGGCCAUCUCGCACGAGCUCUACACGACGGCCAAGUUUGAGUCAAAGGAUCUUGCCAGCGCACUGCAGACCAUGAACGAUUCAGUGCUGGCGGAAGUGAAGGCUCACUACAAGGACCCCAGCAAGCCGUAUCCAAAGGAGGACAACCCUCUGCUCAUGGAGCUGGCUACGUAUCUGGAAUGGUCGGGCAUCUACAGACCCCUGGCCAAGAUUUACGUGACCACCAAGCCCAUUGGGAAUCUUCCGCUCUUCAUGAUGCUGUUCACGGUUACUCACAUGACCAAAUUCACUUAUGUGAGCACCCUUGGUGGCCUGGUGAGCAAGAAAGGGGUGGAGUCGAUAGACGGGCUUCCGUUUGUCCUGGGGUCCUUCACGUUCCUCAAGCAGUUCCACCAGGACAACACGGAGCAAUUCCUCGCCUACCUGGGCCAGUAUGUUCGAUCCCUGCUGGACCAGGGAACGGUCAGCACUACCAGGUUUGCAGAGGCAUCCGCAGAAACAACCAACAUUAUGGCGUACCUCGAGAUCCUCGUUCAACACAGUGAGCUUCCUCGCAAGAUGGUCACCAACCACAUUCCAGACUAUCUCUUCGACCGGUUCAGGACCGUCCUGUAAAAUAUAUAAUUUUGUAUAAAAUUUUUGUUUUUCAAAUCAUUCCUGCAAAGAAAACUUGUGGCGUACUAGUUCUGCUCUGAGCAGUUACACCGGCGACUGGUUUGUACGAAGCACACAGCUCCGGAUGAUUGCUUUUGUCGUACGUAGUAGUAUUCACAGCUGUACAAUAAAAGUGCUGCGUGUUUUCUUUUUGCUGCAUUUUA
Molecule: messenger RNA, 3886 nt
Organism: Ixodes scapularis (black-legged tick)
Lineage: Eukaryota; Metazoa; Arthropoda; Arachnida; Ixodida; Ixodidae
Gene: Strump
Product: WASH complex subunit 5
Exons: 27
Coding region: 189-3683 (1164 amino acids)
Biological process (GO): regulation of actin nucleation; endosome fission; endosome organization
Cellular component (GO): WASH complex; endosome
Source: RefSeq, a predicted model, not a curated record